AGAUGGCUCGUUCACUGGUCUUUAUCGCAAUUGCCCUUAUCGCCGUUGUCAGUGCUGGUCCAGGAGACAAGGAUCAACCAAAACCAGAUCAUAAGAAGGGACCAGGAGGAUUCCAUCAUUUCUUCCCAAAAUUCUUUGGAAAUGUUUCCGAGGAGGGAAAGAAGGAAAUUGGAGCUCUUUUCAAAAAUCAGGAUUUGACGUUGGCCGAGGUGGACACCAAGAUUGCUGCUCUCGCUGAGAAAUAUGGAGUUGCUGCGGCCUACAAGGAGCACAAAGCAAAGGAAGCCACCAAUGAAGCUGAAGCCAAGAAGAAGACCGCUUCAGUGAUCAGCAAUCUGUCUGCAGUUUCAGCCAAGCUCACCGCAAUUCACGACAACAAAAGCCUCACCCGUAAGGCUCAACGUGAAGCUAUCGCUGCUCUUCGCAAGGAACAUGAAGCCGAGGUUGCCGCUCUUGAUUUCAUUGGAAAAAGAUCUCAUGGAUUCGGAAAACAUCACGGACGACAUGGAAAGGGAAAUGGUAAAUUCUUUGGAAAGAGAGGAGGAAAUAAGAUGGAGAGGAAGACUGCUGCUCAAUAAAUGGGAAUAUUUAGAUUUAAUACUUUGAAGUUUGUGUUUUUUUUUCUUAAUUAAUAAACGUUAAGCAUGGAAA
Caenorhabditis elegans is the source of this 651-nucleotide messenger RNA. RefSeq names its product SXP/RAL-2 family protein Ani s 5-like cation-binding domain-containing protein (gene srlf-26). Lineage: Eukaryota; Metazoa; Nematoda; Chromadorea; Rhabditida; Rhabditidae. The record is from RefSeq and is marked reviewed. The transcript is spliced from 2 exons. The coding region runs from base 3 to 578 and encodes 191 amino acids.